Molecule: messenger RNA, 1172 nt
Organism: Lobosporangium transversale
Lineage: Eukaryota; Fungi; Mortierellomycota; Mortierellomycetes; Mortierellales; Mortierellaceae
Product: aspartic peptidase domain-containing protein
Exons: 7
Coding region: 42-1172 (376 amino acids)
Biological process (GO): proteolysis
Molecular function (GO): aspartic-type endopeptidase activity
Source: RefSeq, a predicted model, not a curated record
AAAGUCGUGUUGUACUAGAGACAGGAAAAGAGGCAUCAUUAAUGGCUCAAAUACCAUUAAUUGAUUAUGAUUUUGACCGCGAGUAUUACGGAGCCGUGCAAGUUGGUGAACCACCUCAAACGUUCAAGAUUGACUUCGAUACAGGGUCGUCCAAAUUUAUUCUCUCAUCCAAAGCCUGUAAGGAUUGUUCUGGUAGUACGCGUUUUGAUCCAGCUGCAUCGCACACAUUUCGACUCAACAACGAGUAUGAAAACGAACUCGGGAAUAAAAAUUCUUCCUCUACUUUUACAUCUGAUCCAAACACUUGGCACAUCACCUAUGGCGACAUGUCUCAUGCGGAAGGCAUCCUCGGUCGGGACCACGUCACCAUCGCCAACCUAACGGUCCGUCAUCAGCAAAUCGCACUCAUUCUCAGCGAAAGCGCCAAUUUUGAUGAUGUAGUUGAUGGUAUCAUGGGUCUCUCUUUUGGAACACUGUCCUCCCCUUCUUCGCAUCCCCAGACUUUAUUUGAAAAUAUGAUGGAUCAAGGACUUGUCAAACAUGGCGUCUUUAGUUUCUACCUUGGAAAGAAUUAUCCUAAUGGGACUAGCGAUCCUAUCGACAGUGGAAGUGAUUAUACUGGGGGUGGAGAGGUUAUCUUUGGAGGAGUCGAUACAUCCCGAGUGAGGGAAGGGUUCGAAAUCGUGUACACACCAGUAACUAAACCAAAGUAUUGGCAGAUCAAUAUCGAAAACAUCUUUGUGGCCGGUCAACGUAAGCAAUCAAAUAUCGUAGGAAUCAUGGAUACAGGAACUACGCUGAUGAUUGUUCCUGAGCGACUCGCAUUCGCCGUGCAUCAGCUCAUCCCUGGUGCUGUUCAGAUCUCUGGCCAAUCAUGGACAAUCCCUUGUGAUUUAACAUCCACUACCAGAAUUGAGCUUGAAAUCGAGGGCCACAGGUUUGCAAUCCCGUUUAGUGAUCUUGUGCGUGAGGCUGUGAGGCUUGAUGGUCAGAUGGCGAGCGGUAUCGAUAAGGGAAAUGGACCUAACUUUAUGAUCAUCGGGGAUUUAUUCAUCAAAAAUAACUACGUGGUAUUCGACCAAGCAAAUCAACGGGUUGGGAUUGCUCCACUCAAGUUCCCAUCAUUGACCAAGCACAGUAGUAGCAGUAAGAACAGUAGUUACAGCGCUUGA